Pieris macdunnoughi is the source of this 987-nucleotide messenger RNA. The record is from the annotation of a GenBank genome assembly. NCBI's taxonomy places the organism in Eukaryota, Metazoa, Arthropoda, Insecta, Lepidoptera, Pieridae.
AUGCUAAGUCCAAUGUCGUGGAAUAAAAUUCCUAUUAAAAAUCGUGAGCUUCAACUGAUCGGUACAUUAAACGGAGGCCAAAGUUUUAGAUGGACUUUUGACAGAAAUGAAAAUAUAUGGACUGGUAUUUUCGCCAAAACUGUAUGGAGACUCCAAGAGGAAGAUGAUUGUUUGAAGUACAUAGUUCUUGGAUCAUUAUUAAAAAAAACAGAUAUGGAAGGAAUCAAGCAUGUGGAUGUUUACAAGAACUUGUUACAAAAAUAUUUCCGUCUGGAUGUUGAUUUGAGUAACUAUUAUAAAACAUGGUCAGAAAAGGAUGACUUGUUUAAAUCAGCUUGUGUACAGUUUUAUGGGAUUAGAAUGUUAGCUCAAGAGCCAGUAGAGAAUCUAUUUUCUUUUAUUUGUAGUCAAAAUAACCAUAUAUCAAGGAUAUCAAGUAUGGUAGAAAAGUUAUGUACACAUUAUGGUGAGAAAAUUUGUGAAGUUAAUGACAUAUCAUAUUAUUCUUUUCCUGAUGUAGAUAAAUUAGCACAGCCAAAGGUUGAGUCACAACUUCGAGAACUAGGAUUUGGAUAUAGAGCCAAAUUUAUAAAGAAAUCAGCUGAUCAAAUAGUUGAAUGGGGUGGUGAAGAAUGGUUUAAGGGUUUACAGGUAAAGAUGUAUAAGGAUGCUAGAACAGAGCUUAUGAAGCUAUGUGGAAUUGGACCUAAGGUUGCAGAUUGCAUUUGUUUAAUGUCAUUAAAUCAUUUAGAUGCACUGCCAGUUGAUACGCAUGUUUACCAAAUAGCUGCUCAAAACUAUCUCCCUCAUUUGAAGGGUAAGAAAAGUGUUACUGAAAAAAUUUACACAGAGAUUGGUGAUCACUUUAGAAAUCUAUAUGGAGAUAUGGCUGGCUGGGCGCACACGGUGCUAUUUUGUGCAGAUCUAAAGAAAUUUCAACAAAGUGAUAGUUUAGAAGACAUACCUCAAAAAAGGAAGAAAAGGUAA